Lotus japonicus is the source of this 1272-nucleotide messenger RNA. RefSeq lists its product as uncharacterized. The transcript has a single exon. The record is from RefSeq and is a predicted model, not a curated record. Lineage: Eukaryota; Viridiplantae; Streptophyta; Magnoliopsida; Fabales; Fabaceae. The coding region runs from base 1 to 1272 and encodes 423 amino acids.
AUGCUUCAAAAUCUCAAAUCCUUUGAACCAACCUCACCUAUUAUACUUCCAUAUAAUCAACAAGCCUCUGAAACACAAGCUUUUGAAACACAAACCUCUGAAAAGCCAGACUCUGAACCAAAAUCACCUGAUCACUCUGAUCGAGAAAAUCUCUCUCCCGCUCCAUCUGUUUCUUUUUCUACCAAUACUCCAUUUUCCUCACCAUCCAACAAAUCUGAAUCUAAUCGCCAAUUCAUUCAAAUUGCAAGUGAAAGGAUCUCAGAGAUUCCUGAGCAUUUCAUCCAAGUUCCAAGCCCAAACCGCUAUCCUGGACCUAGACCAGAACCUCUGGUUGCUCCUGAUUUUCCAAUCAAUGCGGUCCCUCUGAACUCAGCACCACCUCCUCCUCCCUCUCCUCCUUCUUCUCCUCCUCCUCAGAAGGAAAAGGAUUUCUCCAAAGUGUCCCUUUCCAAUCUUUCUUCAGUCAAAUCUGCUAACUUUGAGUUUCCUAAUAUUGACACUGGCACUUCAAAUCAAAACCCUGAGACCAAUACCACUGUUCCUAAGACUCUGAAUAUUGGCUCUCCUCAAGGUACCUCUGAAGCCACUAGCAGUAAUCAUCCUCCCUCACCUGAAACCAAUAUGUCCAUCAUCCCAUACACUUACCCUAAACCAGACACUCUGAUGAGUUGCCUCAACUUAUUUCAUGAUCAAGCAUCAACAUGCAUUCGCAACUUGUAUGGUCAAACUGACCACAGUGAGAAACCCAACUUGGUUGCUGAAGAUUGGGGUCGUCUAUGCAAUUGGAUGCAUGACCAGAUUGAUGAGAUGAUGUUACACUACAAUGAAGAAAGAGAGGCCAGAAUUAAUGCUGCUAGACAGAGAUUUGAAGCCAGAACCAGAAGAAGACAAUCUCUACAUGAAAGACGCUUAAGGGAAAAGCUCUACACUAUAAUGGAAGAAACGAGAAAGAAGAAAGAGAAAGCAGAAGUUGUUGCAAGGCAUGAAGCAGCUCUACGUGAAUCUGCUAGGCUUGAUGCUCUGGAACAAUCUGCAAGAUUAGAAGUUGAGGCUGCAGCCCUUAAAGCUCAAGUGCUCGCUCCUGUUCCGGUCACAGACAUCGCCUCGACCUCUGCACAAGCUCCUCACUCUGAUCAAGUUGCUCCGUCUGCUCCAGUUCAGUCAGACUCCAGACUUGACCUUAUUGAAAGAAGACUUGAUUCUCAAGAAGCUCCUCUCCGGAGUCUUCAAGAGAUGUGCGCAGAAAUUCUGAAGAGGACAACUAAACCUUAG